AUGAAGGCAUAUGCAAUUGCACUCAUAGUUUGCGGGGCUGCAGUCUUCGCAGUCAUUACAGUGUGCUGUCUCUGCAAGCGUCGCCGCGAGAAGAAGGUGCCAGUUAAACCUCCGCCGCGGGUUCAGGCCAACUUGCAGAGCAGGGCACCUCCAGCGCCGCAUACACGAGUUCCUGACCUGGAAACAGGUGAAAAGCGCGAGACAAAAGCCAAAAGAGACGGUGAGAUGGUGGUGUUGAGUGGAGCUGGCGGUUCCACCAUCGCGGCUUCAGAUGGUGCUGCCGGUGGAUGCGGCGGGGGCGCAUGCUGUCGGGGUGGCGGUGGAGGGUGUGGCCCUAGAUGUGGCGGUGGAUGUGGCGGAGGUGGUGGAGGCGGAGGGGGAUGUGGAGGCGGAGGGUGUAGCCAUUUUUGA
Molecule: messenger RNA, 411 nt
Organism: Sesamum indicum (sesame)
Lineage: Eukaryota; Viridiplantae; Streptophyta; Magnoliopsida; Lamiales; Pedaliaceae
Source: RefSeq, a predicted model, not a curated record